ACUGUUUGUUUGUUUGUUAGUGCCACGUCAUGCGUGUUGUGAGAUAGUUACUUUAAUGAUGUAUUAUUUAUAUUUCGCAUUUGUAUCAAUAAUUUGUACUUUAGUACCCGUCGAAACGAGUCAAUAUGAUCUCCUAGUAAUACCAAUACCAAAAGUGACAAGCAAAUUAAAGAAACUAAAUUACAAUGCAGUCAGACGUCCACGGAAUAAAAACAGAAAAGAACUUUAUAGGAAUGGGGAAGAUUUCUUCAAGUUAGAUGUAGAAGAUUACCAUGAGCCAACAGACGUACCAGAUAUCGACAAUAUUGAAUUCAGUGGAAACAGAGAUGGGGCUAAACCAGACUAUGAUAUGGCUAUGAGUUACGGUGAUGAUAAAAUUGUCGGUGGAGCAGAAGUAGAUAUAGAUUUAUAUCCUUACCAUGCAGCUUACGGUACUAAUUGUGGUGGAGCAAUCAUAGACAAGAAAUGGGUGAUCACAGCGGGACAUUGCGGAAUCAAGUCCUAUAUAAGAGUCGGGUCUAAAUACCUGAAUAAGGGUAGAAAGGUACAAGUGAAGCACAACUUCAUACAUCCUCUUUGGUCGGCCAAGAACAAGGACCAUCCCUUCGAUUACGACUUCCAAAUCUUAGAGUUGGAUGAACCCUUAAAAUUUGAUGAAAACGUUCAACCUAUUAAAAUUGGACGGAUCGAUGAUAUGGUGGUUGGGAAACUGGUUGCAGUAUCAGGGUGGGGAAACACUGAAGAGAAUGGGCCAUAUGCACCUACUUUGCAAGCGGUGCGAGUGCCGAUAAUUUCCAAAGAGCAAUGCCAAAACGUACCGUACCCGUAUUUCCGAGGCACUCUCACACCAAGAAUGUUUUGUGCAGGUUUCCCCGAAGGGAAGAUGGAUGCUUGUCAGGGUGACUCAGGAGGACCAGCGGUGUCCAAUGAAAGGCUCCUAGGUAUGGUAUCGUUCGGCUAUGGCUGUGCAACUCCAGGAUCUUACGGGGUUUACAGUAAGGUGGCUAAAGUUAGAUCCUGGAUCGAAGACGUCACCGGAUUAAGGCUCGAUUAACACGUAAUAAAGAAUACUU
This is a messenger RNA of Papilio xuthus (Asian swallowtail), 1073 nucleotides long. Its product is annotated as trypsin-7-like. Gene Ontology annotation, molecular function: serine-type endopeptidase activity. The coding region runs from base 56 to 1054 and encodes 332 amino acids. The transcript has 5 exons. Gene Ontology annotation, biological process: proteolysis. NCBI's taxonomy places the organism in Eukaryota, Metazoa, Arthropoda, Insecta, Lepidoptera, Papilionidae. The record is from RefSeq and is a predicted model, not a curated record.